AUGUCUUCUCGUACUGCCAGCAGAACUCUCCGCGCCGCAUUGAAGCAGGCCCAGCGCCCCGCUGUCCAGCAGCAGCGCACUUACCUCAGCGCUGCCUUGAACGCUGCCCGCACCACUGCUGUCAAGCAGCUCCCCAGAGCUUCCGUUGCUGCUCAGCAGGUUCGCGGUGUCAAGACCGUCGACUUUGCCGGCGACAAGGAGCAGGUUUUCGAGCGCUCCGACUGGCCUCGUGAGAAGCUCCUCGAGUACUUCAAGAACGACACCCUUGCCCUCAUCGGUUACGGUUCGCAAGGUCACGGUCAGGGUCUCAACCUCCGUGACAACGGCCUGAACGUCAUUGUCGGUGUCCGAAAGGGCGGUGCCUCAUGGAAGGAGGCCGAGCAGGAUGGCUGGGUCGAGGGCAAGAACCUCUUCGACAUUGACGAGGCCAUCACCAAGGGUACCAUCAUCAUGAACCUUCUUUCCGAUGCCGCCCAGUCAUCCACCUGGCCUCACAUCAAGCCCCAGCUCACCAAGGGCAAGACUCUCUACUUCUCGCACGGUUUCUCCCCCGUCUUCAAGGACCAGACCAAGGUUGAGGUCCCCUCUGACAUCGAUGUCAUCCUCUGUGCCCCCAAGGGUUCCGGCCGUACCGUCCGUACUCUCUUCAAGGAGGGCCGUGGUAUUAACGCCUCCGUCGCCGUCUUCCAGGACGUCACCGGCAAGGCCGAGGAGAAGGCUGUCGCUCUUGGUGUCGCCGUCGGUGCUGGUUACAUGUACAAGACCACCUUCGAGAAGGAGGUCUACUCUGACCUUUACGGUGAGCGUGGUUGCUUGAUGGGCGGUAUCCACGGUAUGUUCCUCGCUCAAUACGAGGUUCUCCGUGAGCGCGGCCACUCCCCUUCUGAGGCCUUCAACGAGACCGUCGAGGAGGCCACCCAGUCCCUCUACCCCCUGAUCGGUGCCCACGGCAUGGACUACAUGUACGCCGCCUGCUCCACCACCGCCCGCCGCGGUGCCAUCGACUGGAGCGCCCGCUUCAAGGACGCCCUCAAGCCCGUCUUCGACGACCUCUACACCUCUGUCCAGACCGGUGAGGAGACCCGCCGCACCCUCGAGUACGCUUCGCAGUCCGACUACCGCGCCAAGUUCGAGGCCGAGAUGGAGGAGAUCCGCAACCUUGAGAUCUGGCGCGCCGGCAAGGCCGUCCGCAGCCUCCGUCCCGAGAACGCUUAG
Molecule: messenger RNA, 1215 nt
Organism: Aureobasidium namibiae CBS 147.97
Lineage: Eukaryota; Fungi; Ascomycota; Dothideomycetes; Dothideales; Saccotheciaceae
Product: ketol-acid reductoisomerase
Exons: 3
Coding region: 1-1215 (404 amino acids)
Biological process (GO): L-valine biosynthetic process
Cellular component (GO): mitochondrion
Molecular function (GO): ketol-acid reductoisomerase activity
Source: RefSeq, a predicted model, not a curated record